AUGGAGGACAUCGAUGCUCAGGAAGGGGAGACGCCACGCUUUGCUGUGGUUGUGGAGGGGAAACCGCUGCCGGACAUCCUGUGGUACAAGGACGGGGAGCUGCUGGAGGAGAGCAGCCACCUGAGCUUCGUGUACGAGGACAACGAGUGCUCGCUGGUGGUACUGGGUGCCACCGAGUCUGACAGUGGCGUCUACACCUGCACGGCCAAGAACCUGGCCGGGGAGGUCUCCUGCAAGGCGGAGCUGGUGGUGCAGGCAGCCCAGCCCACUGCAGACGCCGCCAUGGAGGAGGAGGUGCUGCACAAGGCGCGACGCCUGACCGACUACUACGAUGUGGGGGCAUUCUCCUACCUGCGGAGGGUGACGGAGAAGAGCAGCCGGCUGGACUUUGCCGCCAAGUUUGUCCCCGGGAGGACCAAGGCCAAGCAGUCAGCACGCCGGGAGCUGCACAUCCUCUCGCAGCUGGACCACGAACGCAUCGUCUUCUUCCAUGACGCCUUUGAGAAGAAGAACGCCGUCAUCAUGGUCAUGGAGCUGCCCAGCUGUGCUGAGGAAGAGCUGCUGGACAGGAUGGCGAGGAAGUCCUCGGUGUGCGAGUCUGAGAUCCGGUCCUACAUGCGGCAGGUCCUGGAAGGGAUCUGCUACCUGCACCAGCAAAGAGUCCUGCACUUGGACAUCAAACCAGAAAACCUCCUGAUGGCGGAUUCGAGCAGCGAGCAGGUCCGGAUCUGCGACUUCGGCAACGCGCAGGAGCUGACGCCCCAUGAGCCGCAGUACUGCAAGUAUGGCACCCCCGAGUUCGUGGGCCCCGAGAUCGUCAAUCAAAGCCCCGUCUCCAGUGUCACCGACAUCUGGCCAGUGGGGGUCAUCGCCUACCUCUGCUUGACAGGGAUCUCCCCCUUUGUUGGGGAGAAUGACAAGACGACGCUGAUGAACAUCCGCAACUACAACGUGGCCUUCGAGGAGAGGAUGUUCCAAGGGCUCACCCGGGAAGCCAAGGGCUUCGUCAUCAAAGUGCUGGUCAACGACAGGCUGAGACCCAAUGCGGAGCAGACCCUGGAGCAUCCCUGGUUCAAGACACUGGCCAAGGGGAAGGUCAUCAGCACCGACCACCUAAAGCUCUUCCUUUCCCGUCGGAAAUGGCAGCGCUCACAGAUCAGCUACAAGUGCAAUAUGGUGCUGCGGCCGAUCCCGGAGCUGCUGGAGGACACAUCCAACCACCUCUCUAUCGCUGUGCCCCGGCACCUCAAGGAGUCACCAGCACUGUCGUCCUCCUCAGACUCAGACGACCUGGAUGAGCUGCCCUUCAUCCCCAUGCCACACCAGGUGGAGUUCUCUGGCUCCCGCAUGUCGCUCAAUGAGAUCCCAACGGAUGACGAGGCCAUUGGGCCAUCUGAGGGGCCAUGGCUGGAGGGGGUUGCACCAGGGGACGUCUCCUCCAUGGAGUGGCAGAGCCAGGGCACAGGAAAGCCUGGGGUGGCCCUGGGGAAGCGGCCAAGGGGCACAGGGCCAUGGCGGCCAUGCACGGAGGCAGAGGCACCCGGCUCCUCCGAUGAAGAAACCCCCAAAUCCCAGAAGCGGCCAGA
Mesitornis unicolor (brown roatelo) is the source of this 1586-nucleotide messenger RNA. Its product is annotated as striated muscle-specific serine/threonine-protein kinase-like. NCBI's taxonomy places the organism in Eukaryota, Metazoa, Chordata, Aves, Mesitornithiformes, Mesitornithidae. The record is from RefSeq and is a predicted model, not a curated record. The transcript is spliced from 12 exons. The annotation marks the transcript as partial. Gene Ontology annotation, biological process: protein phosphorylation; muscle cell differentiation. Gene Ontology annotation, molecular function: protein kinase activity; ATP binding.